UAUUGAACAAACUCUUUUUAAUCCUUAAAGCGUUUUGGAAGUGAAAUUUGCUACUUUUAUUUUCUUUCCGCCUGAACCGCGGAGCCGCUUCUAAUGCUGCUACGCACGCAUAUUAUUCCUUUGUCCACCUUGCCACUGGCACGAGCAUGCAAAUAAGUGGUUUUUGUGAUGAAGUACAUCAUGUUCUCCGCCGCCUCUCUUUGUUCCCCCAUGCAGAUCACCACACCGCACGGCCGCGGAGAGGAUUCGGAACACCCUCCAGGGGGGAAGAGUUGUGCUUGGAGCUUGUCGCCUCAGUUCAGCACGGGACAGACCCGUUUCUCCUGCGUCACGAUACUACAUAGCAAAACGAAGCGAUACCAUGCCUCAUCGAGAAGGAAACUAAACGCGAUGCGUAAACCUAAAAAGAACUGCCACUUUGAUUAUCCUUUGCUGCUAGGUGCCAGCACCACGGCCGAGUACACCGAGACACGGGGCUCAGUAUAG
Molecule: messenger RNA, 486 nt
Organism: Anopheles darlingi
Lineage: Eukaryota; Metazoa; Arthropoda; Insecta; Diptera; Culicidae
Exons: 2
Coding region: 169-486 (105 amino acids)
Source: RefSeq, a predicted model, not a curated record